Phyllostomus hastatus (greater spear-nosed bat) is the source of this 3663-nucleotide messenger RNA. It is a transcript of the gene ALOX15, whose product is annotated as arachidonate 15-lipoxygenase. Gene Ontology annotation, biological process: lipid oxidation; linoleic acid metabolic process. Gene Ontology annotation, molecular function: arachidonate 12(S)-lipoxygenase activity; arachidonate 15-lipoxygenase activity; protein binding. Gene Ontology annotation, cellular component: plasma membrane; cytosol. The record is from RefSeq and is a predicted model, not a curated record. Lineage: Eukaryota; Metazoa; Chordata; Mammalia; Chiroptera; Phyllostomidae. The transcript has 14 exons.
GGCAGGAGACUUGGCUGGAGAUCUGCCAUCCACAUCCCCGACCCCAGCCAGCAAGGCUUCGAGGGGCGGGGUCUUGAGCCCUUUUAUUAGGCCCAUCCACUCUUCUUCCCCUUCAGAAGGCACGAAACGAAACGUGUUUGGACAAGAUGGGUGUCUACCUUGUCCGUGUGUCCACUGGGUCCUCGAUCUACUCGGGCUCCAACAACCAGGUGCAGCUGUGGCUGGUCGGCCAGCAUGGGGAAGCCUCCCUCCUGACGCGCCUGCGGCCGGCGAAGGGCAAGAUCUUCGAGGUGGACGCGAGGGAGUACCUGGGGCUACUACUGUUCUUGAAAAGGUGCAAGCGGCACUUAAAGGAUGACAACUGGUUCUGCAAGUGGAUCGCUGUGCAGGGCCCCGGGGCCAGUGGGGACGAGUUCAGGUUCCCCUAUUACCACUGGGUGGUGGGCGAUUGCAUCCAGAGCCUACACGAGGGCACUGGCGGCACAUUGGUAGAGGACCCUUAAGGCCUAUUCAAGAAAUACAGGGAGGAGGAGCUGAAAGACAGAAAGAGGCUGUACGGAUGGGGCAUCUGGGAGGAAGGAUUAAUCCUGAAUGUGGUCACAACCAAUUUAACCGACCUCCCACUAGAUGAGAGAUUCCUGGAGGACAAGAGAAUUGACUUUGAGACUUCAAUGGCCAAGGGGCUGGCCGAACUAGCUGUCAAAGACUCUUUAAAUGUUCUGGUUAAGUGGAAUGAUCUGGAUGACUUCAACAGGAUUUUCUGGUGUGGCCAGAGCAGGCUGGCUAUUCAGGUGCGGGACUCCUGGAAGGAAGAUGCCUUAUUUGAGUACCAGCUUCUCAAUGGUGCCAACCCCAUGUUGCUAAGGUGCUCUAGUCACCUUCUUGCCCACCUAGUGUUUCCUCCAGGGAUGGAGGAGCUGCAGAAGGAACUCCAGGGAGGCACACUGUUUGAAGCUGACUUCUCCCUGCUGGAUGGGAUCAAGGCUAAUGUCAUUUUAUGUAAACAGCAGUACCUGGCUGCCCCUCUGGUCAUGCUGAAACUGCAUCCUGAUGGGAAAAUCUUGCCCAUGGUCAUCCAGCUCCAAUUGCCAAGUGAGGAAUUGCCCUUACCACCACUUUUCCUACCCACAGAUCCCCUGAUGGCCUGGCUGUUAGCUAAAUGCUGGGUCCGUAGCUCUGACUUCCAACUUCAUGAACUGCAGUCUCAUUUUCUGAGGGCACAUUUGAUGACUGAACUUAUUGCUGUGGCCACCAUGAGAUGCCUUCCAUCAAUACAUCCUAUCUUCAAGCUGAUAAUCCCCCACCUGUGAUAUAGCAUGGAAAUUAAUGUGCAGGCUGGGACUGAGUUGAUCUCUGACAUGGGUGUUUUUGAUCAGCACGGGUGGGGAGGCCAUGUGGAGCUGCUUAGGUAAGCUGGAGCCUUAAUAACCUAUAGAUCAUUAUGUCCUCCUGAUCACCUGGCUGACUGGGGGCUUUUGGGAGUCAAGUCUUCCUUCUAUGCCCAUGAUGCUUUGUAGCUCUAGGAAAUCAUCUCCUGGUAUGUGGAAGGAACUGUGAAUCUUAACUAUAAAACAGACGAGGCAGUGAAACAGGAUCUUGAACUGCAGGCCUGGUGUCAAGAGAUCACUGAAGUUGGCCUUCAAGGGGCCCAGAAUUAAGGGUUUCCCACCUCCUUGGAGUCCCAGGACUAGCUUUGCCACUUUGUCACCAUGUGCAACUUUACCCGCACUGGCUGGCACUCCUCAGUCCACCUGGACCAGCUGGAUUGGUAUGCUUGGGUCCCUAAUGGACCCUGUACCAUGCAGCUGCCCCCACCAACCACCAAGGAUGUGACCAUGGAGACGGUGAUGGCAACCCUGCCUAACUUUCAUCAGGCUUCUCUCCAGAUGUCCCUCACUUGGCAACUGGGCAAACACCAGGAAGUUAUGCUGCCAUUUCUUUUCUGUCCCUGGGUGGCUCUGGGCCAGCACAAGGAGGAGUAUUUUUCCGGCUCUGAGCACAAAGCUGUGCUGAACAACUUCAGGGAGGAUCAGGCCGUCCAGGAUGAGGAGAUCAAGAUCCGCAAUGCAAAGCUGGACAUGCCUUACGAGUACCUGCAACCCAGCAUAGUGGAAAACAGUGUGGCCUUGUGAGCACCUCCGGCCUUUGGUUGUCUCAGCCCCCCUUCCAUCCAACCCACAACCCCAUCCCUUGGUGAUUUUAGUCUUACCCUCCCCAACCGCACCCCUUUCUAUGUCCACCUUCCCUAGAGAGUCACCUUUUCUUUGGCUGUGUCCACAAUGAAUACAUUUUACCCUAGACGAACCACCUAGGGGCCUCAUUUCCCCUUUCUUCCUCCCAUUUUUCCUAUUGCCCUCCUUCCCUCCCUCCCUCAUCACUGGGGUCUCCUGAAGGGCAGAUGAUAAUCACGUUUAUAUAAACUGUUUCAAGAGUGGACUAAGCUAAUGAUACAUACUACUCCAUAUUUCUUAUGAUUUUGAAACUUGUCUGAGUUUAACAACAAUAAAAUAGUGUUUUAGACUUAUGAAAGAAAAGAAAUUAGGUCAAACUAUCCUAAAUCAAACACUGGCAAAAGCAUACAUCAAGUCUUUAAGUAGAUGGGAUUUACUGCAUGUCCUGAAGACAGACAGAGCACAGAGCUAAACACUGACGCAGCAGUUCUCAAGAUUUUUACUUUGUGGCUCACUUAGAAAAUGGUAAAUGGAAGUAAAGUCGUUAAACUGAAAAAGUUGCUUCCAGCUGGAGGUAGUUGAACUUAGGGCUUCAGUAUGAGGGAUCUCCCCAGACCUCCUUCUCCUGGAGAGUUACACCCUCUUUAUUUGUUCCCUGCUGGAUCUUCUCAUUCUGAGGGCAUUUCUCUUCAGUCCCUGAGAGAGAAAAUGUCAAAUCCCAUUGCUUUCUGGAAAUGCAUUUGUUAGAGGUUUAUUAAAAACAGGCUUGUGGGGAGAAAACCAAGACACACAGUCUUGAUGUUCUCUAGCACCUGAAAAUAUACCCCACAAGUUCCAGUCAAGGUACAAAAUGAAAAAUGAGGUUUUCAUGGCUUACACUAUUUUAGGUGAAUAAAUUCAAUUUCUUAGAACAGACUUAUUCUAACAAAUAUAUUUUCUUAUAACACAUGUCAAUAAAUGGAAAUACAGUAAGUUAUUAAGAAUCAAGUAUUGACUCAAAUAUUUAGAAUCAAUAUUGAGGGUUAUAGAACAUAGAAGUUAGUAAUAAACCCUUCUCAGGAUGGCUCAAGAGAAAUUCUUACAAACAUACCUCCAGUACAGAGUUUUGAGAUAAUAAGCAAUAGAAUAAUUAUUCAUCUGGCAAGAAGGAACCUUCAUCCCAACUUUGUUAUUUUUUACAUUUUUAGCAUCUUCAAGGUAAAAUCUGGCAAAUACUCUCUAGAUUUACCUUGAGUAAGGUAAUCCAACAAAACAUAAUCUCUAGCUCAGUACAUAGUUCUUUCAUAAUCUUUAUGUUAAAUGUUUACACUCUUUUCAAGGUUCCUCAUUCAACUGCCCAUUGAAACUGGAGCCUUUGACUUGUUACAAUUUCCAGCUAAAGCUAAUAGAAAGAGUGUGGGAAUUUUUUUUCACCUCACCAGAGGACAUUUUUUCAUUGCUUUGACAGAGAGAGAGAAAGAUGUGAAAGAAACAUGGAUCGGUUGCCUCAUAU